Molecule: messenger RNA, 694 nt
Organism: Girardinichthys multiradiatus
Lineage: Eukaryota; Metazoa; Chordata; Actinopteri; Cyprinodontiformes; Goodeidae
Gene: snrpd3l
Product: small nuclear ribonucleoprotein D3 polypeptide, like
Exons: 4
Coding region: 172-555 (127 amino acids)
Biological process (GO): RNA processing; spliceosomal snRNP assembly
Cellular component (GO): precatalytic spliceosome; pICln-Sm protein complex; U4 snRNP
Molecular function (GO): RNA binding
Source: RefSeq, a predicted model, not a curated record
GUUAAGCCCAACAGGAAACACUCCCGUUGACCCAACGUUGCUUUGUGGGUAGCAGGAAAAAGGCUCAAAAAGCGCUGUGAUAGCGACAGGCGCACGUUGCAGAGUUACUACUGCAGAAACAACAAGAAAUUAAAAUCUUUUUCAGACAAACUCCAGGAAGACGGUUAAAAAAUGUCCAUCGGCGUGCCAAUCAAGGUCCUGCAUGAGGCAGAGGGACACAUUGUGACCUGUGAGACCAACACUGGAGAGGUGUACAGAGGCAAGCUGAUUGAAGCUGAGGACAACAUGAACUGCCAGAUGUCCAACAUUACCGUGACCUAUCGCGAUGGUCGGGUUGCGCAGUUGGAACAGGUCUACAUCCGAGGAAGCAAGAUCCGCUUUCUGAUCUUACCUGACAUGUUAAAGAAUGCUCCAAUGUUAAAGAGUAUGAAGAACAAGAACCAGGGAUCUGGUGCAGGAAGAGGAAAGGCGGCUAUUCUAAAAGCGCAAGUGGCGGCAAGAGGGCGAGGUCGUGGUGGAAUUGGAAGAGGCAACAUCUUUCAAAAGAGGCGAUAACUUUCCUUCUAAUUUUUGUUGUUUCAUUUGGUCUUCUUUGGGUUUGAAAUGGUUUGGUAUUCUUUAGUAUUUUGUGCUUUUGCCAUUCAUCUCUUUGAUUUUAUUUUGUAUGGAAAUAAACAUCUUUCAGUUGACAAUU